AGCCAGCGAUGGAGGCGAGACCCCCUAGUAAGAGAGGCGGUGGCGGCGGCGGCGGCUACUGGGUUUCAGCCUCGUCCCUGAAGCGUCUCUAAGAAGCGCAGCGGAACUCAACCCUACCCAGCCCACUUACUUACUCCCUUCCCAGGGCCGUAGCUCCCACCUGAUAUCAAAACUAUGGAGAUUAUAAAACAGCAUGAAGUAUUUUCAAUGGAAAGUGAAAAACAAGAUAAUUAACUUGGAUGUGCUUCAGGAUUACAUUUCUAAGCACCUUCUAGCCAUCAUGGCAACUUCAUCUGAAGAAGUUUUGCUGAUUGUAAAGAAGGUCCGUCAAAAGAAGCAGGAUGGAGCUCUAUACCUCAUGGCAGAAAGAAUUGCUUGGGCACCUGAAGGCAAAGAUAGAUUUACAAUCAGCCACAUGUAUGCGGAUAUUAAAUGCCAGAAAAUCAGUCCAGAAGGAAAAGCUAAAAUUCAGCUUCAGCUGGUCCUGCAUGCAGGGGACACAACUAACUUCCAUUUUUCCAAUGAAAGCACAGCAGUCAAAGAGCGAGAUGCAGUGAAAGACCUUCUUCAGCAGCUGCUGCCCAAAUUCAAGAGGAAAGCAAAUAAAGAACUUGAAGAGAAAAACAGAAUGCUGCAAGAAGAUCCUGUUUUAUUUCAGCUUUAUAAAGAUCUUGUUGUAAGCCAAGUGAUCAGUGCUGAGGAAUUUUGGGCCAAUCGUUUAAAUAUGAACUCAACAGAGAGUUCUUCCACAUCCAAUCAUAAGCAGGAUGUUGGCAUUUCUGCAGCAUUUCUGGCUGAUGUCCGGCCCCAAACAGAUGGAUGUAAUGGUCUGAGAUAUAAUUUAACCUCUGAUAUCAUUGAGUCCAUAUUUAGGACCUAUCCAGCAGUAAAAAUGAAAUAUGCAGAAAACGUUCCCCACAACAUGACAGAAAAGGAAUUCUGGACACGAUUUUUUCAGUCUCAUUAUUUUCACAGGGACCGGCUGAAUACAGGGUCAAAGGACCUGUUUGCAGAAUGUGCCAAAAUAGAUGAAAAAGGGUUAAAAACAAUGGUUUCAUUAGGAGUGAAAAAUCCACUACUUGAUCUGACAGCUCUGGAAGAUAAACCAUUAGAUGAAGGUUAUGGCAUUUCCUCUGUGCCAUCUACUUCUAAUUCUAAAUCCAUAAAGGAGAAUAGUAAUGCUGCCAUCAUCAAGAGAUUUAACCAUCACAGUGCCAUGGUCCUGGCAGCAGGUCUCAGGAAACAAGAAGCACAAAAUGAACAAAAUGGUGAGCCAAGCAGCAUCGAUGGAAAUUCUGGAGAUGCAGACUGCUUUCAGCCAGCAGUCAAAAGGGCGAAGUUACAAGAGUCAAUUGAAUAUGAAGAUUUGGGAAAAAAUAAUUCCAUAAAAACAAUUGCACUAAAUCUCAAGAAGUCAGAUAGGUAUUAUCAUGGUCCAACUCCAAUCCAGUCACUACAGUAUGCAACAAGUCAGGACAUUAUUAAUUCUUUUCAAAGUAUUAGACAAGAAAUGGAAGCUUAUACACCCAAAUUAACUCAGGUUCUCUCAAGUAGUGCUGCCAGUAGUACCAUCACAGCACUGUCACCUGGAGGAGCACUUAUGCAGGGAGGGACACAGCAAGCCAUAAACCAAAUGGUGCCAAAUGAUAUUCAGUCUGAAUUGAAACACCUGUAUGUGGCUGUUGGGGAACUACUGCGGCACUUCUGGUCCUGCUUUCCUGUUAAUACACCAUUCCUAGAAGAAAAGGUAGUGAAAAUGAAGAGUAAUUUGGAACGAUUCCAAGUUACAAAGCUCUGCCCAUUCCAAGAAAAAAUUCGAAGACAGUAUUUAAGCACAAACUUGGUAAGUCACAUAGAAGAGAUGCUUCAGACAGCCUACAACAAACUCCAUACAUGGCAGUCACGGCGUCUGAUGAAGAAGACGUGAAGUGUCUGGCUCUCACAGGUUUUGUGAGAUUAAGAGAACUGUUACCUGCAGUGACUCUGGAAACCUGGCCUGACAGACAUGCAGAUGAUCACACAGAAGUGACAAGAAAUAUCUGCACCACGCCAACUCUUGGAGCUGAUGCUGUCGUACUUGCACAUUGUGAACUGAAAGGAAAGGAACUGAUUAAAUGCUGGGGAGGUAAAUUAAGGCAGAACCAAAAUGAGCUAAGUUGCAAAUAUAUAUAUAUAUAUAAAUAUAUUUUAAAAAGACACUGUUUACUGCAGUUACUCAGGAACUGCUUUUGAUUCACAUUAAGCUGCUUUCAGAAAUUAAAAAAAAAAAAACUUUUUAAAAGGGUGCAUUGAAAAAAUCUGAGGUGUUUUGUUGUUUUUCUGUGUAAAUUUUUUCUCUAAGUUUAUGGCACAGGGUACACCUUAAGUAUUUCUCCUCCAUCCUCCACUUGAUCCUCAAGUUUUACUGAAUUCUAGUUGUCCCUUAUAUCAGCAAGUUAGAGUACUUUAAAAUAAAGCAGAGAGAGACUGUUGCUCAACCAUCAGGAAACAGUUGUACUCAGAAGACAUUGGUCCUGUGUUUCCUACGGAAAUAAGAAACAAUAAAUAUUGCACUGAA
Messenger RNA from Pteropus alecto (black flying fox), 2557 nucleotides. It is a transcript of the gene GTF2H1, whose product is annotated as general transcription factor IIH subunit 1. Lineage: Eukaryota; Metazoa; Chordata; Mammalia; Chiroptera; Pteropodidae. The transcript is spliced from 16 exons. The record is from RefSeq and is a predicted model, not a curated record. Gene Ontology annotation, cellular component: transcription factor TFIIH holo complex; transcription factor TFIIH core complex. The coding region runs from base 194 to 1927 and encodes 577 amino acids. Gene Ontology annotation, biological process: nucleotide-excision repair; transcription by RNA polymerase I; transcription by RNA polymerase II.